AUGCCCCAAUACCCAGACAUCAAUCUAGGUAGCAUGGAAAACUGGGCCAUGGUGUCUUUUGGAUAUUCUAAAAACCAAGCAAUUGCACAGAGCACAGGGUCUUACCUUUGCUUUUUGGAUUCAGAUGAUGUUAUGAUGCCCCAGAGAGUGAGGCUGCAAUAUGAAGCUGCUGUUCAGCACCCAACAAGUAUCAUAGGAUGCCAAGUGAAGAGAGACCCCCCAGACUCUACAGAGCGAUACACACGUUGGAUCAACCAGUUGACGUCUGAUCAGCUAUUGACACAGGUGUACACCUCCCACGGCCCCACAGUGAUCAUGCCAACGUGGUUCUGCUCUCGGGCCUGGUUUUCUCAUGUGGGCCCAUUUGAUGAAGGAGGACAGGGGGUACCAGAGGACCUGUUGUUCUUCUAUGAGCACCUUAGGAAAGGGGGUGGCGUCUUCCGGGUGGACCACAACCUGCUCCUCUACCGCUACCACUUGUAUGCAGCCACACAUUCAGUCCUUGAGAUGACCAUCUGGACCCAUCGUGUCCACUUCCUGGAGGAACAAGUCCUACCUCAUUGGAAGUUCUUCACCAUUUGGAAUGCAGGCAAGCAGGGACGUAGGUUAUACCGCAGCCUGACUGCAACCAGCCGGCGCAAGGUGGUGUCCUUCUGUGAUGUUGAUGAGAACAAGAUCAGGAAGGGUUUUUACUGUCAUGAGGACUCUCAGGAAAGACCCAAGCCGAAGGUCCCCAUUCUGCAUUUCCAAGCUGCCCAGUCGCCCUUUGUCAUCUGUGUGAAGCUGGACCUCACUGGGGGUGAGUUUGAAGACAACCUGAAAUCACUGCACUUACAGGAAGGCCGGGACUUUGUUCACUUCAGCUGAGGCUGCCGCCGGAUGAUCCACACUGAAACACUGCAGGUUCUGAGCCUUGUUGCUCUACUUCCCUUACAUGGACAACUGUUAGUUGAAGUGUGAUCCUAAUUAGUCUUAAUAAUAAAAACCAACCGGGAGCUAUGG
Messenger RNA from Onychomys torridus (southern grasshopper mouse), 1002 nucleotides. It is a transcript of the gene B3gntl1, whose product is annotated as UDP-GlcNAc:betaGal beta-1,3-N-acetylglucosaminyltransferase like 1. The transcript is spliced from 10 exons. NCBI's taxonomy places the organism in Eukaryota, Metazoa, Chordata, Mammalia, Rodentia, Cricetidae. The coding region runs from base 1 to 867 and encodes 288 amino acids. The record is from RefSeq and is a predicted model, not a curated record.